This is a messenger RNA of Microplitis demolitor, 2099 nucleotides long. It is a transcript of the gene msl-2, whose product is annotated as E3 ubiquitin-protein ligase MSL2. Gene Ontology annotation, molecular function: ubiquitin protein ligase activity. Bases 291 to 1574 code for a protein of 427 amino acids. The transcript is spliced from 4 exons. Gene Ontology annotation, cellular component: MSL complex. Lineage: Eukaryota; Metazoa; Arthropoda; Insecta; Hymenoptera; Braconidae. The record is from RefSeq and is a predicted model, not a curated record.
AAUUAUAAAAAGAAAAAAAAAAUCAAAGAAACCAAAUUGUGGAUUUUGAUCUAGUGUCUAGUGUUAAAAAUAAUAUUAAAAAUGGCGACACUUUUUGCUGUUUUGUUUGUGCAAAAAGAUGGUUAUGGCAUUCGUUAUGCAUACAAUAAUUAAUAAAAAUAAUAAACAUAUAUAUUUAGGAUAUUUAAAAAAUAUAAUAUAUAUUUAUAAUAACAAGUGUUGUUGAUUAUUUAUUGUUUGUUUGUAUGUAUGUGGAUGAAAGGAAUAUAAUAGAGUAUAAAAAAUAAAUAAUGAACGCAACGAGUUUAUAUGUAUCAACAUGUCGGCUUGUAUUGCAAGCCGAUGCUGAAGAUUCAAAUUCAUGGACAGACUUAUACAGGCUAGUACCAUAUUUAAGGCAAAGUCUAAGCUGCACAGUAUGCUCGAAUCUCUUGAUUGAACCUCACACACCAACAGAGACAAAUUGUCAACAUCAUGUGUGUCGUGGUUGCCGCGGUGGACGUAAAAAAUUAAAACCAUCCUGUGGUUGGUGUAAAGACUAUGAUAAAUAUAUUGAAAAUGUACAAUUACGAAUACUAUUGCAGUGUUAUAAAAAGUUGUGUGAAUAUCUUACGAGUACUAAUAUUUAUCGUAGUCUAAUUAUUACUGUGUCUUCCAAUGCUUCGAGCAAUAGUGCUUCUGUUAUUGGUGCUACGAGUCUUAUGGAACUCAUUCAAGAGGGCACAGGUUUCAAAGAUGAAUUUAAAAGUAAUGCUGGUUUAUCGAAAUCUGCUUACAGUAUUUUACCUUGUGUUUAUACCAGUACAACAUCAACACAAACACAAGCUAAUACUAUGCAACCAACCAUUGAUCCAUUAGCAACAACUGUACCUGAAUCUCCAGCAAUACGAACUGUGUCGAAUGGAUCAUCAAUCUACUCUGUGAUGUAUGCAGGCUCGGGUAAUAAAAUAACGAUAAAACGUAAAGCUGCUACUACUGAGGAUACUGAUCUCAGUCAACAGGACACUGAUAAUACGAGAGGAACUGUAGGAGGGGUAAAAUGCAUUCCAUCUUCACAACUUUCAUAUGGAACUUCUUCUCCAAAAAAGUCGUCAAAGGGCAGCAAAUCGUCGACGAGUUUUAAAAAACCGAGAUCGAGCUCGACAAGGAGCAAGAGAAAAGGAUGUAGAUGUGGAAAUGCAACAGCAAUACCAGGAAAAUUAACGUGUUGUGGUCAAAGAUGCCCUUGUUAUGUUGAAAGUAAACCGUGCAUUGAAUGUAGAUGUCGAGGGUGCAGAAAUCCUCAUACUGCUGAUGGUUUAAAAAGAAGGCCACAUAUACCAGAGCUACACAAUUUACAACUACAGCUUUCAAGUUCGCUUGAUUGCGAUAGUUUAAGUUCAGAUACACUGAGUUCACAUCAAUGCUUAUCAACAUCACCGACAACAAUUCAAGUACUAAAUGUUUAUUCGACACCAAGAUUAGACAUUGAUAAUGUACCGCAAAAUUUACCCGCAGCUUUACUGGUUGGUGAAGAUGCUAUGGUUAGUACAGAAAGCGAAGCUGAUGAUAGUGAUAUUCAAAUAGACGUGUGACAACGUGAAUGAAGGCGCUCAAGUUGAGUGUCAUGUGCAAAUUAAUUUUUAUUAAUUAAUUUCAUUUUUUUUAAUUGAAUUAAAUUCACUAUGAUAAAUUAAAAAUUAUGUAUCACAAUGAAUUAGGAACUUUAUAUUGCGUGAUUUGUAUAAAAUGUAAAACAGGUAGAUGUAGAAGUAAUAAGUGGUUAUAUAGUUUUAUAAUUAAAUUUACCUAGUAGAUUUUUUGUACAUUCAAGUCAAUUGUACAUGUAGUCUUAUUUUAUUUUUUAUUUUGCAAAUAUUCAUUUUUAAAUUAGUAUUUCGAUUUAUCAACUAAUCACUGAUGACCAGGGAAUUUUCUUUUAUUUUUUUAUUUUCAUCAUAGCUUUAUUUUAAAACAGUAUUUUUUUAUUGGGAUAGGCUAAAAAAACAGUAGGUUUGGUAAAAAUAAGUCUUCCAAAAAGGAAAAUUUAUGUAAUGUAAAAUUUAUGUAUAGAAAAAAAAUUUUUUUUCACUUGAAAGCAUUAAAAAAUUUUAUCUUUU